Molecule: messenger RNA, 620 nt
Organism: Solanum tuberosum (potato)
Lineage: Eukaryota; Viridiplantae; Streptophyta; Magnoliopsida; Solanales; Solanaceae
Product: squamosa promoter-binding-like protein 3
Exons: 2
Coding region: 86-487 (133 amino acids)
Cellular component (GO): nucleus
Molecular function (GO): DNA binding
Source: RefSeq, a predicted model, not a curated record
GCAACAUUCAUUAUGUUACUACUCUUCAACAAAACUCCCAUCUCUCCUCUUGGAAUCUUCAUAUUCAAUAAUUUUAAAAAAAAACAUGGCAAACAAUGAUGGUGGUGGAGGGGUAGGGGUGGUGGUGCAAGUGAAGCACUAUUGUCAAGUGGAGAAAUGUGAGGUUAAUUUAGAUGAUGCUAAGAAGUAUCAUAAAAGGCACAAAGUUUGUCAAGUUCAUGCUAAGGCUCCUAUUGUUUUGCUUGCUGGUUUAAGGCAGAGGUUUUGUCAACAAUGCAGCAGGUUCCAUGAGCUCUCAGAAUUUGAUGGCACUAAAAAGAGCUGUCGCCUGCGUUUAGACGGACACAACAAGCGGCGUCGCAAAACACCACUGGCUAUUGAGAUGGAAGAUAACCAAUGCAGGUUGAUCAAUGGGGAAGCCAGCCCACAUAUGGACAUGACUUUGUCCAGCAGGAAUACUAUCCACACUGCUGAUAUCUCUAGAUGAAAUGCUUACUCUCUUCUGUCAGCCCCCUCGGGGGCAUCGUUGUUAAGACCUAUCGUUCGAUGCUUGUAAUGAAAGCAGAACUCAAAUAAUGUUGUAGUGGUUAUCCUAGCAAACAACAUUCCGUUUAUUUGAA